Messenger RNA from Daldinia caldariorum, 1881 nucleotides. RefSeq names its product WD40 repeat-like protein. NCBI's taxonomy places the organism in Eukaryota, Fungi, Ascomycota, Sordariomycetes, Xylariales, Hypoxylaceae. Gene Ontology annotation, biological process: mRNA splicing, via spliceosome. The transcript has a single exon. Bases 169 to 1617 code for a protein of 482 amino acids. Gene Ontology annotation, cellular component: Prp19 complex; catalytic step 2 spliceosome; precatalytic spliceosome. The record is from RefSeq and is a predicted model, not a curated record. Gene Ontology annotation, molecular function: protein binding.
CUUACCUACCUAGGUACCUAACUAUUCGUAUUUGCUCUAAUUAACCUUUCGCCAUUCAUUCACAUCAACAUCAACAUCAUCAUCAUCAUCAUCAUCAUCAUCGCCGCGGGCUUAAUAGCUCGAUCUAACAAUCAUAUAAUUACUAACACUCCAUUGCUGGCGAACGCCAUGGAGGUCGCUAAACCCGAUCUCAAAUCUCUCGUACUGGAGAAUGCUCGACGCUCGAAAUCGCUUUUUGCAGAUCCAUCGUCCGGCGAGUCGGCGCGGAAGAAAAUUAAGCUAACUGAUGACGCGCUCGAACCUCAACGCGAGAAAAACGCUCUAUCUGUUCGCCUCCACGCCGAGUACCAAUAUGUUAGAGAAUUACCCCCUGCCCUCGCGCAAAAGCAAACGAGCGCCAUGAGCGCCAGGAAAAAGGGCAAGAGACCAGCCGCGAACGAGCCCCCAGUCGCACCAGAGGAUCAGAAGACCCAGAAGCUGAUCGAGGGCAUCGUACAAUCCUCCUCCCCCGGUACUAAUAAGCUCCCAUCAAACUCCAACGCUCUAGUACAUUUACAAAAGCCUCCUCGACCUACUUCAAAUACGUCGACAUCCCAGUCCCUAAGCAUCGCCCGAGCGCAGGCUACGCAUCAACCCAAGCCCGACUGGCAUCCCCCAUGGAAGCUCAUGAGAGUCAUCUCGGGCCACCUAGGUUGGGUGCGCGCCUUGGCCGUCGAGCCACACAACCAAUGGUUCGCUAGCGGUGCCGGCGACCGCACCAUCAAGAUUUGGGACUUGGCAACAGGAAACUUGAGACUAACUCUAACUGGCCAUAUUUCUACGGUGCGAGGUCUCGCGGUGUCUCCUCGACACCCCUAUCUGUUUUCCUGUGGCGAGGACAAGAUGGUGAAAUGUUGGGAUCUGGAGACGAACAAGGUGAUCAGACAUUACCACGGCCACCUGAGCGGUGUGUACACCCUAUCGCUUCAUCCUACUUUAGAUGUCCUAGUUACCGGUGGCCGAGACGGCGUGGCUCGAGUCUGGGACAUGCGCACGCGCAGCAAUAUCCACGUGCUAUCCGGUCACAAGGGCACCGUUGCAGACGUCAAGUGUCAAGAAGCUGACCCGCAAGUCAUCUCCGCCUCUCUCGACUCUACCGUGCGCCUAUGGGACCUCGCCGCGGGCAAGACCAUGGGCGUCCUCACCCACCACAAGAAGGGCGUUCGCGCCUUGGCCGUGCAUCCCACCGAGUUCACUUUCGCCACUGGGAGUACCAAUAGCAUCAAGCAGUGGAAAUGUCCCGAGGGCGCUUUCAUGGGCAAUUUUGAGGGACACAACGCCAUCAUCAAUUCCCUCGCCGUUAAUGAGGACGUCUUGUUUUCCGGCGGUGAUAACGGGUCCAUGAGUUUCUGGGACUGGAAGACGGGCCACAGAUUCCAGGCCCUCGAUUCUAUUGCCCAGCCGGGUUCCCUGGACGCCGAGGCGGGUAUCAUGAGCUCUACGUUCGACCGGACGGGCCUGCGUCUUAUUGUCGGCGAGGCGGAUAAAACGAUCAAGAUAUGGAAGCCGGAUGAGAAAGCGACGCCUGAGACGCAUCCGCUAGAGUGGAAACCAACGCUGGGGAGGCAAAAGUAUUAAUCAGGAGGAAAAAUCGCGUAAUUAUCUCGUAUUGUCAGCACUUAGAAGGCGUUUUUUUAAGUAUAGACAGAUAUCUUACGCUAUGAAGGACGGAAACAGAUGAUAAUUAUUAGGGGUAUUAAGGUCGUAAAUCUUGGUUUUGGUACUAUCUGUACAUUAGAAUGCUAUACCCAGCGCCCGAAUCUCAGGGUCGUCUCGAAAUGCAAGCUUGAUCUCUUCAUCGCCUACAGCAAGCCUAAUCUUGCUUGGUCGCUCGGCCCUCUG